GGAGCGGCCAACCAGCGGGCGCGGCGCUGGGCCCCGCUCACCUGCUGCCGGCGGCGGGGGCGGAGCGGUGGCGGGCUCCCGCGGUGCGGCUCCCGGCGGCGGCGGCACGAUGGUGUGCGGCGGCUUCGCCUGCUCCAAGAACUGCCUCUGCGCCCUCAACCUGCUCUACACGCUGGUGAGCCUGCUGCUGAUUGGAAUUGCAGCAUGGGGAAUUGGCUUUGGCCUCAUCUCUAGUUUCAGAGUUGUUGGAGUGGCAAUUGCUGUAGGCAUCUUCCUCUUCUUCAUUGCCUUAGUUGGAUUGAUUGGUGCGGUGAAACAUCACCAAGUGUUGCUGUUCUUUUACAUGAUUAUUCUUUUGCUAGUCUUCAUUGUCCAGUUUUCUGUCUCCUGUGCCUGUUUGGCCCUGAACAAGGAACAGCAGAGUCAACUUCUAGAGGUGGGAUGGAAUAACACUAAAAGUGCAAGAACAGAUCUUGAGAGAAACCUGAAUUGUUGUGGAUUCAGAUUUUUUGAUCCAAAUGAAACCUGCUCUUCUGAUUGUUUUAGAAGUCAUCACUGUCAACCGUGUGCACCGAUAAUAGAAGAAUAUUCUGGAAUGGUGCUCAGAUUUGUUGGAGGCAUAGGACUUUUCUUCAGUUUCACAGAGAUUUUGGGAGUCUGGCUGACCUAUAGAUACAGGAACCAAAAGGAUCCCCGUGCAAACCCUAGUGCUUUUCUUUGAUAAGUUUAUAAAGGACUGAAUCUUCUUUCUGCAUCCUCUACUUCAAAAUACUAGAUCUCCAUAGUUUAGUGUUUCCCAGUAGUAGGAAUACUCUGUGUACCUGAAGGAAAAUUUACUUUCCAUAAGAAGUUUGCAGUUUUCAUCUUUAAAUAUUCACAGUUUUCUUACAAGAAUCACUGUCUUGAAGUAGAUUGGUGUAUGCAGUAGCUGGGCAGUCAGAACGCUGCUCUGAGCUGAUUAAAUAAUUUUGUUAAAGACUUCAGUAAUUGGUGUGGUGAACUCUAUUCAGUGAGUUUUGUAGCACUACUGGCUUCUCUGGUGUCCAAAAAAACCUCAAAAGUGUUCUCUGCUGUAUUCACUAAUGACAAAAAUUCGCCUAAUUUCUCAUUAAAAUGAUAGAAAUAAAUGGUGGGUGUUUAAUGCUUGUUUGAUUGUUUGUAUGAUUUUAUUAGGAUUUAGGAUGAGUUCUAGUUGCACUCUGUGUCUAUAUAAUGGUCUCCCUCUCUUGUUAAGGUUAAAAAAAACCCUGAAGUUGUUGUUUUUUUUUAUUUUAUGUAUUGCGCAUAAGUGCACAUAAGUGACUACUGUAAUCUUCACUCCUCCCCUUCCCCGUUUGCUGUGGCUAUCUGGUGGAUUUAGAUUUCUUUUUGAAAAUAAAAGUACUUCUUUAUUUUUUAAUGGAUAUUUUCAGUAUGAGGAAAAUGAAUGUAAUCUGCAGCUACUCAACUUGAAACUGUUUUUUUUCUUUGACAUCUGAAUGAAGUUUGGUAUUUGCACGACAUCAGAGUCAGUAGUGGUCUGUCAUCUUGUUCAUGUAAGAAACUUGACUUGGUGUUUGGAAAGCUGUUGUACAAAUAUUUUUACAGAUGGUGUAAAAUUAUUCUUGUAAUAACUUAGCAGUAUGUAUUCCUCUGUUGUCCACCUAAAAGUUUUGAUUAGAUGAGAGAUUGAACACCAGAGGCGGGGAAAAAAACCAACUAUUUCUCCACUAAUUUGUUUUAAAAAGAGAAAAGAAUUAAAGCUAAAACAUGCAUAA
This is a messenger RNA of Numida meleagris (helmeted guineafowl), 1757 nucleotides long. RefSeq names its product tetraspanin 13 (gene TSPAN13). Gene Ontology annotation, cellular component: membrane. Lineage: Eukaryota; Metazoa; Chordata; Aves; Galliformes; Numididae. The record is from RefSeq and is a predicted model, not a curated record. The transcript is spliced from 6 exons. Bases 110 to 721 code for a protein of 203 amino acids.